Messenger RNA from Micropterus dolomieu (smallmouth bass), 2429 nucleotides. It is a transcript of the gene sfrp2, whose product is annotated as secreted frizzled-related protein 2. Gene Ontology annotation, biological process: non-canonical Wnt signaling pathway; negative regulation of canonical Wnt signaling pathway; canonical Wnt signaling pathway. Gene Ontology annotation, molecular function: Wnt-protein binding. NCBI's taxonomy places the organism in Eukaryota, Metazoa, Chordata, Actinopteri, Centrarchiformes, Centrarchidae. The transcript has 3 exons. The record is from RefSeq and is a predicted model, not a curated record. Bases 1 to 882 code for a protein of 293 amino acids.
AUGAGAGCCUUUGUUUCGACAGUGUUGUGGGUGAUAACAAUACCCUGCAUGGAAGCCAUCCACGGAUUAUACAAUUUUGGCCAGCAUGACUUAUACUACAAAAAGAAUAACUGCAAGCCAAUUCCCGAAAAGUUCCUCCUGUGCCAUGAUAUAGAGUACACAGAGAUGCGCCUCCCAAACCUGCUGGGACACGAAACCAUGAAUGAAGUCCUGCAGCAAGCUUCUUCCUGGAUCCCUCUAGUUCAGAAGCAAUGUCAUCCCGACACACGAAAGUUCCUCUGCUCCCUUUUCGCUCCCGUCUGUCUGGACGAUUUGGACGAGCCCAUACAGCCGUGCAGGUCUCUGUGCGAGAGCGUCAAGAACGGCUGCGAGCCCGUGAUGUCCGCGUUUGGCUUUCCUUGGCCAAAGAUGCUGGACUGCGACCAUUUCCCAAUCGACAACGACCUGUGUAUUCCACCUGCCGGCCUCGAGAACUCUGCACCAGUGACCAAAGAGGUGCCCAGAGUGUGCGAUGCUUGCAAGGAAAGUGAUGAAAAUGACAACGAAAUUGUUGACAACCUGUGUAAGAAUGACUUUGCUCUAAAGAUCAAAGUUAAGGAGAUCUCCUACAUCAACGGUGACACCAAGAUAGUGCCGGAGACCAAGAGCAAAACCAUUUACAAGCUGAACGGCGUGACGGAGCGUGAACUGAGGAAGACGGUGCUGUGGUUGAAGGACGGCCUGCAGUGCAUCUGCGAGGAGAUGAACGACAUCAACGCUGCCUACCUGGUCAUGGGCCAGAAGAUGGACGGCCACCUGGUCAUCACCUCGCUGAAGCGCUGGCAUAAGGGACAGCGCGAGUUUAAGAGGAUUUCGCGCAGCAUCCGCAAGCUGCAGUGCUAGGAAGGGGGACACACUGCAGGUGUCACUGUUGAAGAAAACGUUUAGCUGAGCUCUUUCCAAUUACUAGGCCUUUCCAGUUGUCACACAAGUUGCAAUUAUGGUUCAUAGAUUCCUCUUUGGAUUCCAGCAAAUAUUUGGCCAGGUACUGUGUUUUCCAUUGCUUUCAGUUAAAAAUGCCCAAUAUCUUGAAAAAGGCAGUAGGCUAUUUAGCAUAUUUGGGGCUGGACAAAAACUUGCUUUGAAUUGACUCCAUAACUGUAAUUCAUAUGGAUGUUCUGAAAGGUGCUAUGUCCCAGUACACUUAAACUACAUUCAUUAAUAAGGCCACACUAUUUUCAAAGGGGAUUUGCAAGUGGCUAUACUACAUAAACUGUCCAUGUCUUCUGAGCAGGGCACACAUUUAUAUCUGGUAUAGACUUGGAAGUAAGCAAAUAUAGGAGUAAAAAAAAAAGGCCCUUCAAUUGUGGUAAUCUGAGAAAUUCAUCCAUCCACUCCCAGUCGUUUUGCACUUGGCGCCCCCUAGUAGCCAGUUUUAAAGUGGUGUGUCUUUUCAUGAGGAGCUGUCUUUGAUGUUGCCUCCUUAAGAUGGUGUCCCAGGUGUGAAAGAGUCACUAACUACGUGGUUAAAGUGAAAACUAGCAGAACUGUGAAUCCAGGAUUAAAAAUAAUUUCACUCUAAAAUAACAUUGGCAGAUGUGGUCAACUGUUAAAUCCUGCAAUGAGCGUGAGUUUAAGACUUGUUCCUUCUUUCCUGGUAUUCCCUGUGAUCAGUUUCAUCAUAACACAAAGCAUUUUUUUUCAUGGGGCCUGUUGUAAAAUGAUACAUAAAUCUUCCAAAACUCCUAUAAGGAAUAAAUUACAACACACAGUCAAAGGCCUUGUCAAAUUGAGAGAGGAUGAUGGGAUGAUUAUAAAAUACUCGAGUUAAAUUUAAAAAAAACUGUGUGUAUGUUUGAGGGGGUGUAGUUAAGACUUCCAAAAAGAAGGAAUUUGCAUCCAAUAAAAAACAUUCUGUUAUUGCUCCACAGAAGCAAUUACUAAAAUGUAUUGUUAUUGCAUGGUGCAUAUUGAGUGAAGCUGUGAUCCCCAUGUGGGUAGUGUGAUGUUCAAAGACAAAAUAAUGUCUGUUUUUUGUAUUCCCACCGUUUUCUCUAGCAAAAAUGAGAGAUAGCUGGCUAUAUUCUCUUCCUGUUUAACAUUUUAAUAUUCACGGUAAUCUUUUUGUGUUUGAGCCGUUCCAUAAUUUUCUACCACAGUAAGAUUAAAAAUGAAUAUUUUUCUACUCCAGACUUUAACAUUUCAUUUAAACUUCCAUGUUAAGUUUUGGGUUGCGUCUACAUCCUUUUGUUUGAUCAGUGACACAAGUUGGAGUUUUCUGUAUUAGUGAUGACUAUCUGAGUUUUGGUUGGCAGCGUUGAUUUCAUGAGCAGUAACUUUUUAAGCGCAAAUACUCAUGGGCGUGUGUGUGCGCAAUGUAAAAAGUAUUUUUUGAAAGUACUGUGUAAAUAUCAAAUACUGUAUUUUAUUCUUGUAAAGUUUCUGGUGAU